GAAGAAAAACUUAUAGUCGUGGUUACUCUCUUCACUCUAUUCUUCUUCUUCUUCUUCUGCUUCAGUCUUCGCUGAAAUCCCUAAACCAACAAAAUGGCGUCGCGUCGGCUCUUAUCCCCUCUUCUCCGAUCAUCGGCCAAAUUCCCGAUCUCAAACUAUAACCCCACUCUCUCAACCCCGUCGCAAUCGCCCCUCCGGGAUGCUCUUCUCAGCGGCCACCGUAUGCUCCACGCCGCUUCUUCUCUCACCACUAAUUCACAGGUGCCUGCUUUGCUUUGUCGUAUCCCAUCUGCUGUCCAAUACCAAGCUACUACAGCUACUUAUCUUGGAGGGUUUAGAACAACCUACCAGCGUUUCAUCUCUUCUGCCCAAGCUAUUAAUGUGCCUUCUGUCCAACAGACUCUUGCUACUAGAACUAAGGUUGUUGACUUUCUUGCUCCAUACCAAAGAAGAGGAAAUAUUGGGUUAUUUGGUGGGGCUACUGUAGGGAAGAAUUACGCUUACUAUUCAGCUCAACCUGGUGGUGGUGGAAGUGGAGGAUUCCGAAAAGGAUGGCGCAAGGGAAGAAUGCAUGGACUUUCUUGUCGAGGUAAUCGUAUCAGCUUUGGUAAAUAUGGUCUUCAAGCGCUUGAACCUGCUUGGAUCACAGCUAGACAAUUAGAAGCAGGGCGGAGAGCUAUGUCACGAAAUGCACGUGGCGGAGGGAAAAUAUGGGUACGAGUAAUUACAGACAAACCAGUUACAGCAAAGCCUACAGAAGUACGUAUGGGGAAGGGAAAAGGAGCUGUCUCGCAUAGGGUGGCUGUUGUUUUACCAGGGAGAAUACUUUAUGAAGUGAGCGGAGUUGCAGAAAAUGUAGCCAGAAGGGCUAUUACAAUAGCUGGAUCGAAAAUGCCUAUAAAAACUAAAUUUGUCGUCUCAGGGUAGGAAUGUAGGACGAAAGGAAAGAGUUAUUGGACAGGAGAAGCGAUUUCAAGUUUCUUUUUUCUGUUUUGAACGGACGGUUUCACCAUUUUUGUAUUGAAAUGGAAAGACCUGAUAAAGGAAGUAAUAUGAUUCAAGCUCAAACUAACCCAUUUGAAUUUGAUUGUGUAUUAGAAGCAUAGGAGUAUGCUCAUUAUUG
This is a messenger RNA of Fragaria vesca subsp. vesca, 1123 nucleotides long. RefSeq lists its product as uncharacterized. The transcript is spliced from 4 exons. Gene Ontology annotation, cellular component: ribosome; mitochondrial large ribosomal subunit. The record is from RefSeq and is a predicted model, not a curated record. Gene Ontology annotation, molecular function: ATP hydrolysis activity; rRNA binding; structural constituent of ribosome. Gene Ontology annotation, biological process: mitochondrial translation; ATP biosynthetic process. The coding region runs from base 94 to 927 and encodes 277 amino acids. Lineage: Eukaryota; Viridiplantae; Streptophyta; Magnoliopsida; Rosales; Rosaceae.